AAGCCGCUGCAGCCGGAAAAGGACCGGCGCCGUACUGGUUGGUCUUCACUCACGUGUUUUAAUCUUGAAGACUUCAAAAUUCAUUUGGAUCUACCACUUUUUUGGAAAACUCCAAUACCAAGCAAUAAAUUAGCAAUUGCCACUCUUGUUACAAUACAGAAGCUCUCUCCAAAUCUAAACAAGAUUGUCUCCCAUUUUCCCAUGAAGCCACAUUGUUGUUUAUUCACUUUAGUGGUGAGUGUUACUGUGCCGGCUGCUUUUGUUUUGGAAGAUGUGGACUUCAACCAAAUGGACCCACUGGGAGCAAAUCAUAGUUCUUUCAAUGUGUCAUUUCCCCCAAGCUUUGAACUCUCAGCAGGCUCCCACUCAGGUGAUGAUGUCAUCAUAGCCAAAGAGGGAGCUAGUGUUUCAAUCGAGUGUCUUCUCUCAGUCAAGCACUAUGAAGAUGUGCGUUGGUACAACUCUAAAGGACACCAGCUGGAUGACAGAGACAGAGGUGGAAAAUGGUUGGUUUCUGAUAACUUCCUGAAUAUCACCAACGUAGCCUUUGAUGACCGUGGGCUCUACACAUGUUUCGUCACCUCUCCAAUUCGUGCCUCCUACUCUGUCACCCUGCGUGUUAUCUUCACCUCGGGAGACAUGAGUGUCUACUACAUGAUCGUUUGCCUGAUUGCCUUUACGAUCACUCUCAUCUUGAAUGUCACACGACUCUGCAUGAUGAGCAGCCAUCUUCGUAAGACCGAAAAGGCUAUCAAUGAAUUCUUCAGAACCGAAGGGGCUGAGAAACUUCAGAAGGCAUUUGAGAUUGCAAAACGCAUCCCCAUCAUCACCUCAGCCAAGACUCUGGAGCUCGCCAAAGUCACACAAUUUAAAACUAUGGAGUUUGCUCGUUACAUAGAAGAACUGGCACGAAGCGUCCCUCUUCCACCACUUAUUCUAAACUGCAGGGCCUUUGUUGAGGAGAUGUUUGAGGCUGUGCGAAUGGAUGACCCUGAUGACAUGGGAGAAAGAAUUAAAGAGAGACCUGCCUUGAAUGCUCAAGGUGGCAUCUAUGUCAUUAACCCAGAGAUGGGACGGAGUAAUUCACCAGGAGGAGAUUCGGACGAUGGUUCACUGAAUGAACAAGGCCAGGAGAUAGCAGUUCAGGUUUCUGUUCAUCUUCAGUCAGAGACCAAAAGUAUUGGUGCAGAUUCUCAAGACAGCAGUCACUUCAGCCCGCCUGAUGAUAUGGGACCUGCUGAGUCGAACUCUAACCACAAAGAUGAGGCAUAUGAAAACUGCCAGCUUUGAGCUCUCCCAAUACCUGCAAAAACUGCUCUCAGAAUAGGAACCUGUUUCAUGCAGGAAAUAACAUUUUUAACAAAAGAUGACCAGGGUUGUCCCCACAUUCCAGUUAAGCACAUCAGAACGUGCAUUAUUGCCAAAAUCUUUGUAAAAAGGCAGCGUUUUCCUGUCUGAUAUUUCUCAGUCAUUAUCCUCCAGCUUGAGUAGAUGAUACACGUGAAAAUUGAAAGGAGCCUCAGAGGUAAACAUAAUGGGAAAAGUGCUGCACCGAGAGUUCCAUGGCUUCUCUGGUCAUUGUUCGCCCAUUGGUUAGGGCUGACACCUUUCUUGAGGCCUCAUUUUCCCUACCAAUAAGAUGAGGUAUUUGCUUUAUGUAAUACCUAAAGGUGUUUCUAGCCUUAUAACUUCUUACCCAUCACCUUUAAUCCACUGAAAUCUUUAGCACGUCUCUGAAUAAGUCCUUCCUUGGACUUUUAGUUCCUUUUUAUGGAAAGGACCAAGCUGAGGCUUUAUUCCAUGAUUUAGAUUUCUAUACCAGUGCCAUAGUGCAUGAAGAUGUGGGUGUUUUCCAGUCAUUUUGCCUUGUGGAAUGUGCAGUUGCAUGUACUAGGUUGAAUCUCUUCAGUGUAGCCCAUGUCUAUAUCGUUACAGAGAUAUUAGGGAGCUAACUACUCAUUAGUAAACUACUUCCCAUGAGUAAUUGGUCCAUUGGGGGAUGUAUUUUGUCUUUUUAACUUACUGAAGUGUCACUGGGCUGGCAGCAAUUUCCCAACUGAUCUCCAAAAGUGAAGCAUUUGUUUCUAAGGAAUAGCAUCUUCUGCUUUUAGAAUAAGAAACCAUGUCAAAUUAUCUGUCUCUGGUAAAUCAUGGAUUUUGACAUUUCUGUGGAGAGAAUUUCUCAGGCUUUCCCUUUUUAAAAGUACUGGACUUGACAGGAGGGUUCUGCGUUUGGGAUCCUGUUCCUGGAGGAAACCCAGAGUUGGAUUCCUCUUUAGGCUUCUGUCACCCUUCUUGCCCUCUGUGGUCUUAAAUAUGGUGCUAAAGGUUGCAUGCAUGCCUCCUUAUCUUGUUUGUUUUGUUUAUAUUUUACUGUUGAAGAUUUUAUUUUUUACUCCAGAUAAAGAAUUGAGUUAGGGCUUUUGUGGUCUUUCUGGGAAGCACUAACCUGAAAUAAGAUUAAAUAAUUGUUUGUAGUGUAUGUUGCCAUAUUAAAUAUAUUAUUAGAUAGAUAGAUAUGGAUACAUAGGUAUUUAUAUACGCAUACAUACAAAUGAUCAAGACAUAAAGAGGGAGAAAAAUUAUGGAUGAUGUCCCCUGAUUGAACCAUUUGUAAUAAACACUUUAAGACCCUAUUUCUUGCCUGGCUGAGAUCUGAUACAAUAGAAUUGUCAAUACUCUUCAAAAUAAUUUCUCUAGCUACAGGAAGCUUGGUGUCCUAUAAUUUUAAGAACUUGGCAGUGGAGCUCCAUUCAGUACUUCACGUUUCUUCAUUUGGCUUCUGAUUAUUGAAGCAUUUCUUGAACUAGGGGGUCCUGUGGGAAAUGUUCAGAGUAGGUUUUGUCAGGAUUUUAAUUUAAGGUUUCAAGAAAAGGAAGGCAGGAAAUUCAAAGUGUUACCAGAUAGAACUCAGGCCUUCCUUUGUCCAGGCUUAUCAGAGAUAAUAGAUCUGUUCUGGGGAGGUGAAUGAAUGAAUGUGCAGUUUUAUCAGGUAGCAGUUAGAGAUAAAUAUGAUAAUGCUGCCCUUUCUGUCUCUCAGGCUGUUCCCAUGGAAACCUUCAGAGCCAAACAAAAACUACCAGUCAUUUAGCCAUUUAGCCAAAGCUUACCUUGGCUCAAAGACCUGUAUUUCUUUAAGAAAAACUGCUUUCAUACUUUUGGCUAUGAGGGCAAGGGCUCUUGAACAUACCCUAGCUUAUAGAACACUUUUCCCUUCCCCGAAUGUUUCUCUUGAAAAAUUAAAACUUCUUAAAAUCCCUUGUUUGUGAUCUGUCCCCUGAACAUUUCUCAGAUCUUCAGGUAGUAUCCCCAGUCCUGUCCCAAUGUAGCAUCUCUGGGGUCAUUUCAUAGAAUGUAACGUCACAUAAAGAGAAUGAAUUUGUCCCACAUGUUUUCAUAAUGGACAUGAAUGUGUAGAACCCUAAGGUAUACCAUAUUUAAUGCAAAGUCAUGGGAAAUGGGGCUUUGUAAAAAUAUAGGAAAUAUUUUAAAACCUGUAAGUUCACACAUUAUUAUAUAAUAAUUAAGUAUGAGCUACUUCAGUAUAUCCUGGAUAAAUUAUUUUAGAAACAUAAUGGUGACUUAAUUUGGUGGCCAAACUGGAUUACUUUGAAUAUUCCAGGUUAUGGUGUCAUCAUUAAGGAAUUAAAGUAGGUCAAAAUUUAAUCAGAGUUGGUAUCUCUAAAGCUAGUUUUCAAGAGGAGGGAAAUUGCACUUGCUAAUAUUUUCCUUAUCAAAUACCUUCAUAUAUAAUUAAUCUCACGUUUUUG
Messenger RNA from Pteronotus mesoamericanus, 3770 nucleotides. RefSeq names its product microfibril associated protein 3 (gene MFAP3). The transcript is spliced from 3 exons. Bases 202 to 1290 code for a protein of 362 amino acids. The record is from RefSeq and is a predicted model, not a curated record. NCBI's taxonomy places the organism in Eukaryota, Metazoa, Chordata, Mammalia, Chiroptera, Mormoopidae.